This is a messenger RNA of Gaeumannomyces tritici R3-111a-1, 849 nucleotides long. RefSeq lists its product as hypothetical. NCBI's taxonomy places the organism in Eukaryota, Fungi, Ascomycota, Sordariomycetes, Magnaporthales, Magnaporthaceae. The record is from RefSeq and is a predicted model, not a curated record. The coding region runs from base 1 to 849 and encodes 282 amino acids. The transcript has 3 exons.
AUGGCCGAUCCCGGCCCUGCCGAGAACAUUAUCGAGGAGUCGACAGCCAACCCCACCCCUGACGUGGACAUGGAGGGCGGCGAGGCCGCGGCCGCCGCUGACGAUGAGCCCGCGGCUCUCCCCUACGCCGGCGAGGAGGGUCCUGAGGAGACCGCGCCCACCCGUGUGCCUUUCAUCAACUACCUUGGCAGCCCCGUCGUGACGAUAACAGCCGGCAUCGAUGAGAGCGAGACCAUGCUCACCGCCCACCAGGCCCUGCUUGUCCAGAGCCCGUGGUUCGCCGAGACUUGCGCAGAAUUCCCCGACGAUGGCUCUCCCCGCCACGUCGACCUAACCGGCGACGACGUCGAUGCCGUCGGCUGCUUCCUCGAAUUCCUGUACACGGGCGACUACUUCCCGCGCAAGGUGGCGGGCACGCGGCAGCUCGAGACGGACCCGUCGCUCCCGCACGUCGACGAGUCGGGCGACCAGCUGCUCAAGCACGCGCGCGUCUACACGCUGGCCGAGAAGUUCCAGAUGCCCGCGCUCCGGAACCUGGCCUCGUCCAAGAUCCACUGCGUCAACUCGACGGCCAAGGGCGAGAUCGCCUACGCCCGCUACGUCUACCAACACACCCACAACGACGACACCGUCAUCCGCGCCCCCGUCGCCAACUUUUGGGCCACCCGCUCCCACACCCUCCGCUCCGAGGCCGAGGAGGAGUUCCGCGGCCUGUGCCUGGAGUUCCCCCAAUUUGGAUACGACGUGCUCACCCGCGUGCUGGACGAGAAGCUCAAACGCGAGCAGUCCAGCAAGAUGCACCCGGCCGGCGGGAGCGCGCGCAAGCGCCCACGCCACAGCCAGGUCUAG